This is a messenger RNA of Oncorhynchus gorbuscha (pink salmon), 2169 nucleotides long. Its product is annotated as cyclin-dependent kinase 6-like. The transcript is spliced from 8 exons. Gene Ontology annotation, molecular function: cyclin binding; ATP binding; cyclin-dependent protein serine/threonine kinase activity. Gene Ontology annotation, cellular component: nucleus; cyclin-dependent protein kinase holoenzyme complex; cytoplasm. Lineage: Eukaryota; Metazoa; Chordata; Actinopteri; Salmoniformes; Salmonidae. Gene Ontology annotation, biological process: G1/S transition of mitotic cell cycle; regulation of gene expression; signal transduction. Bases 552 to 1526 code for a protein of 324 amino acids. The record is from RefSeq and is a predicted model, not a curated record.
UGAAGGGGGUCAAGGCACAUUCAGCCAGCGUGGGAAAGCGAAGAAGAGACGGAGCUCACAGACAAAAUUUGAAAAAAAGAGCGUUAAAACAGGAAAAAAAAUGAGAAGAGCAUGGCUUGGAGAAUAUAUCAAGCUUUUGUCCUAUGACCUCCCCAAAAAAGUUGCAGUAGGAACUGUGUUUUUCUGUAAGGAAUACGCCCCCCCCCCCCCACACACACAACCCCGGUAUUAUAGUUACUGCUUUGCUUGAGCUGCAGUUGAAGAGGUGGUAGUUAACUGCUGAGGGAUGGGGGUUAGAAAAGCGUGCACCAUCCGACUACCUGCGUGGGAUAUAUGAUGUGCUGUGUGUUAGUUUGAACAUUUAUCCAAAGGAGGGAUGUUUCAUCAUUUCAUGGACACGGCCAAUGUUGCGACUUUCACUGAUAACAUGAAACGAGGCAUUGCAAGUGCCAACAACUCUGUUAUGUGAGGAUGGCUUUGUAAAAACCCUGGCUCUUCACAUUCGUCGGGAUUCCCCGCAAUAUUCUCAACAAGAAAACAAAUCCGCAAAAAUGGACAAUGAAAGUGUAGCACAAAGAUACGAGCCCGUCGCCGAGAUUGGCGAAGGUGCUUACGGAAAGGUGUACAAGGCACGAGAUUUGAAGAACGCGGGACGCUUUGUAGCCCUAAAAAGAGUUCGGGUACAGACGGAGGAGGAAGGGAUGCCCCUCUCGACCAUCCGUGAGGUGGCGGUACUGAGGCAACUGGAGGCAUUCGAACACCCCAACGUGGUCAGACUGUUCGAUGUGUGUACUGUGUCUCGGACCGACCGCGAGACCAAGCUGACCCUGGUCUUUGAGCAUGUUGACCAGGACCUGACCACAUACCUAGAGAAAGCCCCUGAUCCUGGGGUGCCACCUGAAACUAUCAAGGAUAUGAUGUACCAGCUGCUGCAGGGGUUGGACUUCCUGCACUCACACCGUGUGGUUCACCGGGACCUGAAACCCCAGAACAUCCUGGUCACCAGUGGAGGACAGAUAAAACUGGCCGACUUCGGUCUUGCCAGAAUAUACAGCUUUCAGAUGGCCCUGACCUCCGUGGUGGUGACGUUGUGGUACAGAGCCCCAGAGGUGUUGCUCCAGUCCAGCUAUGCCACCCCAGUUGACCUGUGGAGUGUGGGCUGUAUCUUCGCUGAGAUGUUCAGGAGAAGACCUUUGUUUAGAGGAAGCUCAGAUGUUGAUCAGCUGGGCAAGAUUUUUGAUGUGGUCGGUGUUCCCUCGGUGGAGGACUGGCCCCAAGAAGUUGCUCUACCACAGAGUGCCUUCUCUCCACGACUCCCUCAGCCAAUCGGAAACCUCAUCCCUGACAUGGACGAGCUGGGGAAGUCCCUUAUACUGCAAUUCCUGGCAUUCAAUCCCGCCAAAAGGAUAUCAGCGUUUGCUGCUCUGACCCACCCCUACUUCCAGAGUGUGGAUAGUGACAGUAAGAGUGUGUACGCUCAGCCCAUUGCCAGCAACAAGCCCACCAUGGAGGAGAGCGCUGCCUGACAGCCCCCCGUCCCAGGACAAGAGAGAGAGAGCGAGAGAGAUGGACACAAAGACAGAGAAAGAGAGCAACAGACAGACAUUUGAUUCUAAAAUGCAACAGUGCUGUCUUCCACAAUGUACUGAUUUGAAUGCUGCUUUUUAGGAUAAUUUUUUUAAAUUAAAAAAUGUAAACAAUGCAAGGACCCUUAAAGCUGAGAUGUACUACCACCAGGGGAGAACCUCUGGAUGUCCAGGAGCUGCUGCCUCUUGUCUCUUCUGCCUUAGCCUGAGAAGAGGCUCCUCAGUGAGGGAACACCAAGCACCAAGGGUAGGUCGGCAUGGAUCUCACCUGGAGCUCAUCUCCACGACUGAACUGAGAGAGAGGAUACACACACAUAUGUUUAUCCCAUGCAGGAGGACCUCACACUGCCUAGCGCUGCUUAUGGUCCAAACAUACAUUUGUGUUUUUAUAUCACUGCCAUCUACAGGUAGUCCUGUGUUACUGCAGGCUGGAGCAGGAUUCUGAUGGGCUUCAGCUUAAAAGACUUUGACUGGUGCGAACGAAGCACUCCACGGAACAACUGAAAAUGGAUCACUUUGAGUUCUUCUUAUGGCAUCCAUACUUCAGUGUCAUAAAGUGAGAUGAAAUCUGAUGGACACCAUU